AUGCCCUCUCCAAAAACAGACCAAAGGACACAAGUAGACAGUGAUGGUCUGGUACCUUUUGACCAUGUUGCUGCGGGGCAUGAUGGUGUUCGCUGUACACUCUCCGGGGCCCUAAUCGCAAAGCCCUGUACAAAACAAGAAGUAGAUUUCUACGAAUCUAGUGCCCUCCACCCAGCCUUUCAAGAGUUCAUACCCCUUUUCAUCGGAUGUCUAUCUUCGGCUGAUCAGCAACAGCCAGCGGCUGUUGCUGCAGCUCAAGAAUCUGGGGCUUUGUUCCUCCCAACCCCUUCAGAUGCUCCGACAGCUCCCGCACGUGCUAUCGCUGCCGAAUCCGUAUCACAACCCACACCGCGAGAUAUGGGACCGAGUAAAGGGCUCGAAAAGCCCUGGGUGCCCUCGGGAGGUAAAAAGCUGGAAACAGGCUUGUCAAUUGUGCUAGAGAAUGUGGCUUGUGGGUUCCGACGGCCCAAUGUGCUGGACGUGAAGCUUGGAGCGCGUCUUUGGGCCGACGACGCACCGCCUGCGAAGCGCAAUAAACUUGACAUUGUAUCCAAAGAGACGACCAGCUCAACAUUGGGAUAUCGCAUUGCAGGUAUGAAGGUGUGGAUGGGUGAAAAUGGUGAGACUGAAGGCGGGCGGACCGCACCUAUAUACGAAGGGUCUGAAUGUGUGAAAGGGAAGAUCAUUGAAAAGGAUGGCUAUCACCGUUAUGACAAGUGGUAUGGGCGUUCCUUCAACGAUCGCAACGUGAAGCAUGGCUUCGAGACCUUUCUUGCUGGUGCCAAGGCAGGGAAGAUGGAUCGCUCAAAAUUAGUCGCGCAACGGCUUGUUGAGGAAUUACGGAAUGUACAACAAGUGCUUGAAUCUGAGGAGAGUCGUAUGUAUUCGUCGAGUGUGCUGGUGAUCUAUGAGGGAGAUCCAGAAGCAAUGGAGUAUGCUCUGGAAGAGGAGAAGAAAGUCCCCGAGUCAAAAGAUGACGAGGAAGAGGAUGAUAAUGAAGAGGUCAAUUUUGAAUUCACCGAAGAACCCAUGGAGCUUCUUGAUUUUCCUUUCGCAGAUGGGAUGCCCCAGCAAGCCAUCAAUAUCACCGUUGACCCCUCAACGGUGAAGAUACCAUUUCUGGACAACGAAGAGGACGAAGAAGAGACACCCAAAGUUCAUGACCUGAGAAUUAUAGACUUCGCACAUGCUAAAUGGACUCCUGGCGAAGGUCCAGAUGAGAACAUGUUGCAGGGGAUUCGCAGCUUGAUCAAUAUGUUUGAAGAACUUGCUGAGUGA
Penicillium taxi is the source of this 1278-nucleotide messenger RNA. RefSeq names its product inositol polyphosphate multikinase. Lineage: Eukaryota; Fungi; Ascomycota; Eurotiomycetes; Eurotiales; Aspergillaceae. Gene Ontology annotation, biological process: inositol phosphate biosynthetic process; phosphatidylinositol phosphate biosynthetic process. The transcript has 2 exons. Gene Ontology annotation, cellular component: nucleus; cytoplasm. The record is from RefSeq and is a predicted model, not a curated record. The coding region runs from base 1 to 1278 and encodes 425 amino acids. Gene Ontology annotation, molecular function: inositol hexakisphosphate kinase activity; inositol-1,4,5,6-tetrakisphosphate 3-kinase activity.